Messenger RNA from Oryctolagus cuniculus (rabbit), 1411 nucleotides. Its product is annotated as focal adhesion kinase 1. NCBI's taxonomy places the organism in Eukaryota, Metazoa, Chordata, Mammalia, Lagomorpha, Leporidae. The record is from RefSeq and is a predicted model, not a curated record.
GGAGGGAGCGCGGUCGCACGGUGCUGAGCCGCGGCCGGAGUCCUCUGACUGCCAUGGACAGAAGAAAGAAACUAGGAGUAUUUUAAAAAUCGUUUGAUUUCUUCACGGAGUUAUUGCGGCCUUCUGAACUGUAGAACUGGCGCUCCCGAGUCUUCCAGUUACAAAUGCAGUGCCUUCCUCCACUUCCCAGAGCCCCUCAAGAGUAACGGAAGGGGAGUCCAGUCAUUGUUACGAAGCUCCACAAGGAAAGUGAACAGCAUCUAUAUCGUCGCCUUUGCCAGCGUGUUGUAUUUAGAGACCUGUUGUCCCUUGGUUUUCAUAAGAAUAUGACAGAUACCUAGCAUCUAGCAAAACAAUGGCAGCUGCUUACCUCGACCCAAACUUGAAUCACACACCGAAUCCCAGUGCCAAGACUCACCUGGGUCCUGGCAUGGAGCGCUCCCCUGGUGCCAUGGAGCGAGUAUUGAAAGUCUUUCAUUACUUUGAAAGCAAUAGUGAGCCAACCACCUGGGCCAGUAUUAUCAGGCAUGGAGAUGCUACUGAUGUCAGGGGCAUCAUUCAGCAGACAGUGGACAGUCACAAGGUAAAGCACGUGGCCUGCUAUGGAUUCCGCCUCAGUCACCUGCGGUCCAAGGAGGUUCACUGGCUCCACGUGGACAUGGGCGUCUCCAGCGUGAGGGAGAAGUAUGAGCUCGCCCACCCCCCAGAGGAGUGGAAGUAAGACGCAAACCUGCUUUGGACUGAUGCACAUCUGCUUUGUUGUCAUGUUAAAACAUGCGUAAGAGGAUAAAUGUGUAUUCUUAGUUUUCAUUAUGACGCCUGUACAAAAGCAAUUGGUUAGUCAUUGCAACCUGUGACCUCUUUAGACCUCUGUUCAGCCUCUGGCACUCCUUGAGCCAUCUGGUUUCAUUGUGUUGUGAUGCUCGUUACUGGGCACAUUUCUUGUCUGUCUCUCAACAGAACCCAAGCCCUUAGUCUUUUUGCUGUCUGAUCCUUUAUCUCUUGGUGUACCCCUGAGGAAAGUAUGCCUAAUUACCUUAGUAUUGGGCUGUGUAGCUUGCUUCCUGCGGCCCAGUAACCCCCAGCUCCCCUUAAAGAAAAUGCUUCUAUAUUUGGUAUUCAUAUGGAACACUGAAACUGCAAAGUGAUCUUUUAGUUCCUAGUACUGAAGCAUCAGUGAAACUGAAAUUAUUUCAAAGUGAAAUAAAAGAAGUCCCUAUAACCGUCUUUCUUCUGGUUCUCCCAUAGUAAUUUUUCUCCAUUGUUAAGUAAAUCAAAAUAUUAAUUGAUAAUUGUAGAUUUAAAGUACUGAACUUCAAAAGAAGUAUAAAUUGUAAAAAUGGGCUUCUUCCAUGGGGUUCUCGUUUUUAUAGCUAAUACCACAGAAAUAAAGAUGAUUAUGAACUGACAA